CUUCCCACAUUUUCUGACAAAUCUCUCUCUUUCCUCUUCCCUCUCCCCUCACCGACGGCCGGCCACCGGAGACCACGAACGCCCAACACAGCUGACGACGAGCCACCCACAUCUCCGGCGACGAGCUACUCACCGUCAAAAUCCCCAAAUUUCAAAACCCCGCCGAACUUUCGAAGUCGUUCUGAACCCGAAUCAGAAAGUAAAACCAAGCUCAGAAUGGCGGAGAGGAACAAGUACAGCAUAAUAAUCCCGACCUACAACGAACGCCUCAAUAUUGCCCUCGUGGUGUUCCUCGUCUUCAAGCAUCUCCGGGAUGUUGAUUUUGAAAUAAUUGUUGUGGACGAUGGUAGUCCUGAUGGGACUCAAGAAGUUGUAAAACAACUACAGCAAGUAUAUGGUGAAGAUCGCAUUCUUUUGAGAGCUAGACCUAAGAAGCUUGGGUUAGGAACGGCUUACUCUCAUGGCCUUAAGCAUGCGUCUGGAAAUUUUGUUGUAAUCAUGGAUGCUGAUCUAUCACACCAUCCUAAAUACUUGCCAAGCUUCAUCAAGAAACAGCUGGAGACUGGUGCAAGUAUAGUUACUGGAACCCGCUAUGUUAAAGGUGGGGGUGUUCAUGGAUGGAAUCUUAUGCGCAAGCUAACAAGUAGGGGAGCCAAUGUUCUUGCACAAACACUUCUAUGGCCUGGUGUAUCAGAUUUGACUGGAUCUUUCCGGCUUUAUAGGAAAUCAGUUCUUGAAGAUAUCAUUAGUUCCUGUGUGAGCAAGGGAUAUGUCUUUCAAAUGGAGAUGAUUGUUCGAGCUUCUAGAAAAGGCUACCAUAUUGAAGAGGUUCCAAUUACAUUUGUUGAUAGAGUAUACGGAAGUUCAAAGCUUGGAGGAUCUGAAAUUGUGGAAUAUCUAAAAGGCCUUGCAUAUCUGUUGGUCACAACAUAAAAUAAAGCAGAAAUGACAAGCAAGUGAUCAUCUUUUUUCAUUUUGUGCACUAGUCAUGUAAGGUUUUUCACUCUAUAAUUCUUCUUUUUGUUUAUGAAUUUUGAUAGGCCUUAUCAUACAAACAACUAAGAUUCUCAAUUGAGUCUAACAGCAGAUUAGCACAUUGGCUCGUGUUUAUGAGUUGCUUCCUUUUAAGUAAGAUUUACUUCUGAUGGCAA
Corylus avellana is the source of this 1151-nucleotide messenger RNA. Its product is annotated as dolichol-phosphate mannosyltransferase subunit 1. Gene Ontology annotation, cellular component: endoplasmic reticulum membrane. Gene Ontology annotation, molecular function: dolichyl-phosphate beta-D-mannosyltransferase activity. The record is from RefSeq and is a predicted model, not a curated record. Lineage: Eukaryota; Viridiplantae; Streptophyta; Magnoliopsida; Fagales; Betulaceae. Gene Ontology annotation, biological process: GPI anchor biosynthetic process; dolichol-linked oligosaccharide biosynthetic process; protein O-linked glycosylation via mannose.